Molecule: messenger RNA, 1629 nt
Organism: Lytechinus variegatus (green sea urchin)
Lineage: Eukaryota; Metazoa; Echinodermata; Echinoidea; Temnopleuroida; Toxopneustidae
Exons: 2
Coding region: 1-1629 (542 amino acids)
Biological process (GO): DNA integration
Molecular function (GO): nucleic acid binding
Source: RefSeq, a predicted model, not a curated record
AUGGCCAGCUACAGCUCACGCUUCAUCCUGAAUCUCUCGACAAUUACCGCACCCCUACGCAGUCUCAUGAUAAAAGGGGCAAAGUUUGAAUGGAACCAGGAACAUGAAGCAGCGUGGCAAGCACUGAAAGGUUCUAUAUCGAAAACUGCAGUCUCAGCAUACUUUGACACAGCAAAGCACACCACGUUAUACGUCGAUGCGAGUCCAGUAGGGCUUGGUGCUAUGCUAAUGCAGGAAGGUCGAACAAUCAUCUAUGCCAGCCGUUCCCUAACUCCCACAGAACAGCGCUACAGCCAGAUCGAGCGGGAAGCUCUAGCCAUAGCAUGGGGUGUGAAUCGUCUCAACACCUACCUGUUUGGCCGCAAUUUUACCGUGGUGACCGACCACAAACCCCUGAUCCCAAUCUUCGGCAAGCCGAAAAUUGUUCCUUCAGCACGUAUCGCCAACUGGAUGUUAAAGCUGCAGCACUAUGACAUGGAUUUGGUCCAUGCUCCCGCCAAGACGAAUCCGGCAGACUACAUCUCCCGACACCUGCGUACCGACAAUGCUGCCACAUCACUUCCUGAUGUUGACACCUACCUCAACUUCGUGACCCAGCAUGCAACUCCCAAAACCGUGAGUCUUAACGACAUCCGCUCGGAAACGGCUCAUGAUCCAGCUCUUCAAGCUACAAUCGCAGCUUAUCGCAGUGGAAAGUGGGAAGAUCUCAAGGAAUCUCACCGCGCUAUGUGGAAUGUUUGCAAUGAGAUUACAGUCACAGAAGAUGAUAUUGUGUUGAGAGAUAAGCGUAUUGUGAUACCAGAAUCUCUACAGAUGCGUGUCAUUGAAAUCGCCCAUGAAGGCCAUCCAGGAAUUGUGCGUGAAUAUCUGAUGGUAUUGAUAGACGAGUAUUCACGAUAUCCAGUUGUGGAAACCGUUAGUUCAGUGUCUGCGAAAUCUGUAAUACCCAUUCUCGACAAGGUAUUAUCUGUGUUUGGAUUCCCGAAAGUAAUCAAAAGUGAUAACGGAAGCCCAUUCAAUUCGCAAUCUUUCGCUGAUUAUGCAUCUCACUGUGGAUUCCAGCAUUGGAAAAUCACUCCACAUUAUCCGCAAGCAAACGCCCAAGCUGAAGCGUUUAACAAACCACUCAUCACCGCUCUUCGUGCUGCACAUCUUGAAUCCAAGAAUUGGAAACAAGAGCUCUACAAGUAUCUUCGACAGUACCGCGCCACACCACAUUCUUCGACAAGUGUGACCCCGUUCCGCUUGAUGUUCGAUCGCGAUCCUGUCACGCGUCUCCCCGAGAUCAGUUCGCGUUCUACAUACAGCAACGACGAAAAUGCAGCAAAUCACGACAAAGCCAACAAGAAUGACGCAAUCGCUAAAGAAAAACAAAAAUCUAAUGCUGACAAGCGUCUUCGCACUGCUGAAUGUGACCUUUCAGUUGGUGACAUCGUAAUUGUGCGUAGAGACAUGUAUCAUGACAAACUAACCUCGCCAUAUGAUCCUAAACCCCUACAGAUCAUAGUGAGAAAAGGGAACAUGAUAACUGCAAAGUGCCUCUCAACCUUCAGAAGAGUCACACGCAAUGUGGCGAACUUUAAAAGAUCGCCAAUGCAGCCAAUGCCUGCACAAAAACUAGAAGUCUGA